This is a messenger RNA of Fusarium redolens, 1045 nucleotides long. RefSeq names its product fumble-domain-containing protein. Lineage: Eukaryota; Fungi; Ascomycota; Sordariomycetes; Hypocreales; Nectriaceae. The record is from RefSeq and is a predicted model, not a curated record. Gene Ontology annotation, biological process: coenzyme A biosynthetic process. Gene Ontology annotation, molecular function: ATP binding; pantothenate kinase activity. The transcript has 2 exons. The coding region runs from base 144 to 911 and encodes 255 amino acids. Gene Ontology annotation, cellular component: cytosol; nucleus.
CACUAGCCUCAUUUAGUCACCGCAUUUCAACGACAAUAUCACGAACUUCUCAUGUUAUCUUGAGUCCGUACACCUGAUCUUGCUUGAGUGCUCACAAAUACUGUCUUUUACCUCAUCUUACAUUAAAGCUCCUUUAUUAAACCAUGACUACAAGCGAGGAUCAUGUACGGGAUGCAGAGCUGCAAUAUCUGGUUGACCCCCUAAAUGGCAGUCAUUUAUCAGACGGAAUUGACGGCUCAAGUCAUGAUAAUCGUCCACCUAUUCCUGGAUCUAGUUGCGAUAUCUACACCUUCAUCGACGAAACAAUCGUCCCCUCAACACCACCAAAAUCUCACCCCUACCUUCUCGUCAACAUCGGCUCAGGCGUAUCUUUCUUCCAAGUCUCAGAAAACAGUCAAUGUAAGCGUAUCUCGGGCUCCUCAUUUGGUGGCUCAGCGUUAUGCGGUCUGCUACUUCUUCUCACACGGGCACGCACGUAUGAAGAUAUGCUUGAACAAGCUGAGAAGGGGAGCAACGCAAAUGUUGAUAAGCUGAUCGGAGACAUUUAUGGAAUGGACUACAACAGAAUUGGUAUGAAAAUGACAGCCGUUGCUUCGACAUUCUGCAAAGCAUUUAGCUUAGAACAUCGACCUGAUGCUGGGAAUCACGAAGCGGAAAAUCCUGUACGGGAUAUUAAGUCGUUCUCGGAUGCGGAUAUCUGUCACUCUUUGGUGUUUGCGGUUUUUAACAACAUCGGUCAACUGGCUACGUUGCAUAGUCGCAUUCAUGGGAACCCGGAUAUCUACUUUACUGGGCCUUAUAUUCAGAACUGCCAGUUACUCAUCAGAACUCUGUGCAUCGCAGUGCGCUAUUAUUCUCAAGGUGAGAAGAAGGCACAUGUUGUUGUCAACCAAGGUGAUUCGGUUGCCUAAAGAUCUGAAGGGAGACAGAAAAACAUGAUAAUCAGGUAUCAUAAGCAUAAAUAAGCGAGUAAAGCAUUAUAGAAGUUUGCAAGGUUGUAUAUACAUGAUAUCUUCUUACCCGUUUGUACAUAAUCGUCUUCACC